Molecule: messenger RNA, 468 nt
Organism: Brassica napus (rape)
Lineage: Eukaryota; Viridiplantae; Streptophyta; Magnoliopsida; Brassicales; Brassicaceae
Product: polcalcin Bra n 2-like
Exons: 1
Coding region: 49-300 (83 amino acids)
Molecular function (GO): calcium ion binding
Source: RefSeq, a predicted model, not a curated record
UGUUCUCAUCUAAUUCCUUCGAUACCAAAAGAAGAAAACUGAUUAACAAUGGCUGACGCAACCGAGAAAGCAGAGCACGACCGUGUUUUCAAGAAGUUUGAUGCUAACGGAGAUGGAAAAAUCUCUGCCACCGAGCUUGGAGAUGCUCUCAAGAACCUUGGCUCGGCCACACACGAUGACAUUAAGCGUAUGAUGGCCGAGAUUGAUACCGAUGGUGAUGGGUACAUAUCGUACCAAGAGUUUUCUGAUUUCGCAAGUGCUAAUCGUGGUCUCAUGAAAGAUGUUGCCAAAAUUUUCUAAGUGGAGUUUCAAAAUCUAUAAUUCACUUGAAAAUGAUUUGAGGAUUAAUCAUGUUUAAUUUGUUUUUGUAAUGGCAUAUCAUUUGAUUAAGUAUGUAUUUUUGGUUAUAAAAGUAUAAAAUGUAGUUAACUCAGUGAUAUAUUAAUAAUAUUUUCUCCGUUUUCGAAU